AGAAUGCACAAAGAGAAAGCGCCUGACCACAAUAUGUAGGCAAAACCGCAUGCCCUACAGCGUGCAUUAUUUUAGUAUAAGAAUUUAGUUUUUAAGCACUUACAUUUAAGCAUCUCUACUGACUGGUAGCACUUUAAUAUAGUCAUGUUGUAAAAUUUAUACUAGUUUCCAUUUUCCUCCUAAAGACCUAAACAUGGUCCUUAAGAUACGGAUGAAGGAUUCCAGCGACUAAAAUAACACGGUCAAGAGGAAUGUGGAAUUGUUGGAGAGUUACCUAACAAUUGGCAUCGGGUGGCACCAUCAUCGAACCAAAGAAGAGACAAAGGAUUGUCUAAAGUGGUCGAGAAUUAAAUAAUUACAAGACUUUAAUGAAGAAAAGUGGUAAUCCAGUGCUAAUUGUGUUUAUUAAAUCUAAUCCAGCACUCUAAAGGUAUAAAUUUAGCGUAAUUUAACUCUGUGACAAGGUUGACUACACUCGCUUCCCAAAAAUGGCUGAAGAUAAAGAGUUAAUCGCCAAGCGGGCCAGCUAUAAAGGUCGACUAACCAUGUUUGAAAAAUAUAUGGAUGAUUUGGACGUUGCUUCAUUAACAUCGGCUGAGGUAAAUGAAUUGCAAUUACGUAUGGCUAAAAUUGAAUCAUUGUAUGGUCAUUACGACGAGGUUCAAUUAAAACUUGAGUGCAGCUCAAACAACUCCGAGGCUCAGUUAAAUGAGCGGGCAGAGUUUGAAAGUAGGUAUUUUAAAUUACUUUCCCAUGCGCAAGAUAUACUAGCCAAACAUACAAAAAAUCAAGAAUCGGAUUUUAAUUCGGCCGCAAGUGAGCAGUCAUCACGUAAGGGAAAUAAUAAGCUUGUUCGGUUACCGACAAUUCAAUUGCCAAAAUACAAUGGCUCAUAUGAGAAUUGGUUAGGUUUUCGCGACACCUUUACUAGCCUGAUACACUCUAACGACAAUAUAGACGAUAUAAAUAAAUUCCAUUACCUUAGGACUUCCCUGGAGGCUUCCGCCGCAGUCGUCAUACAGUCGGUGGAAUUCUCGUCAGACAACUAUGCCCUGGCAUGGCAGCUUCUAUGUGAUCGUUUCAACAACAAGCGUCAGUUGCUGCAAAAUCAUGUAUCAGCAUUGUUCAACAUUGAACCGAUCACACGAGAAUCUUCUAGUCACAUUAAGAGGGUCAUAGAUCAGGUUAACAAGAACCUGCGUUCUCUAGAAACACUAGGCGAGCCAGUUAAAGAAUGGUCUACACUUCUCAUACACAUAAUUUCACAGAAGUUAGAUUCAAAGUCAUUUCGCGAGUGGGAGGAGUUCAAGGGUGGUUUAGACAAAAAUAAAACUGUUACUUUCGAGGAGUUUCGAACUUUCUUACAAAACCGUGCUGAUUUACUCGAAACACUCGAACUAUCGUCUAAUCAGUCACUUCACAACACUAAAGGUGUAACUAAAAUUAAAACUAUGAUAGCAGUGCAGGAAAAAGUAGGUAAUAACAUCAACAAAACUCAGCCGCCAGCGAUUAAGCCGUGUCCGAGUUGUAAGGGCGAUCAUUGUUUAUCAAACUGUGCGCAAUUCCUCGCGUUAAGUAAUACAGCCCGAUUACAAUUAUUACCUACUUAUAAGGUUUGUUUUAACUGCUUUAGAGGUGGUCAUUAUGCCAAUCACUGUAAGAAACCUGGUUGCAAAAUAUGUAAACGUAAACACCAUACGUUAAUUCACGUAUCGGAAGGCAUACAUAAUCGAUCGACAUUAAAUAGCGAUAAUUGCACGGGCGUUAUCAGCGGGGUCGACAAACAGACUGCGCCCGCGCUUCCAGUCCCCUCCAGCGCCGAGCCGGCCCAGGUUGCAUUGUCAGCGAAUGUUUCCCCGAGUACUUCUUCCUCAUACUGACAUAAGGCACAAGACGUACUGCUAUCUACUGCACUUGUAAAAAUAUAUGAUUCAAAUAAGCAAGAGCACAUCGCUCGCUGUGUUCUAGACAAUGGCAGUAUGUCUUGUCUCAUGUCUCAAAAAAUGUACAAUAGGUUAAACCUGGCAACCGAUUUUGUAAAUAAAAGUCUAACAGGUGUAAAUAAAAAGUCAACGCCUAUAAAUGAAAUAUGUCGAGUCGAAAUUAAGUCACUUAAUGAGAAGUUUGCAACAGACUUACAUUGUUACAUUUUGCCUUCUAUUACGGACGAAAUUCCCCCUAAUCGUAUUGACCUAUCGAAAUUAAAAAUCCCAUCAAACAUAUGUUUAGCGGACCCAUAUUUUUAUAAGCCGUCUGAUGUAGAUAUGAUAAUUGGGGCCGAAUUAUUUUGGGAUUUAUUAGGGUGCAAAAAUAUUAAAUUAGGUCACGGAUUGCCCAUACUAUGGGAAACUCAACUCGGCUGGUUGGUUUCCGGUCCUAUUUUUAGGCAACCAAGUAGGCAAUCAUCAUCAUCAUCAUCUGUCACGUGUAAUUUUUUGACUGUUGAUUCAGGCAGUGCUCGUUCAACCGUUGAUGACGACAUACAAAACCAAUUAGCGCGUUUUUGGCAACUGGAGGAAGUUUGCCAUCAGUCGUCUCAAUAUUCUCCCGAAGAGAAAUUAUGUGAAGAGCAUUUUCAGGCUAACACUACACGUUUGAAGGACGGAAGUUUUUGUGUUAGAUUGCCGUUAAAGCAAAGUCCUAAAUUAUUAGGCGACUCUUUUCAAAGAGCUAAACAUUGCUUUUUAUCAUUAGAGCGAAGGUGGAAAAAUAGACCAUCAUUUAGGAAGCUAUACAUCGACUUCAUGUCAGAGUAUCACGCUUUAGGUCAUAUGUCUGAGUACGUACCUACCGAUUCGAAUACAGGUACCUACUUCAUCCCACACCACGGAAUUUUAAGGGACAGUACCACUACGAAGCUGCGAGCUGUGUUCAACGCUAGUAGCCCCACUACUUCCGGUGUUUCGCUGAACGAUUUGCAAAUGGUAGGACCUACUGUCCAAAAUGAUCUGCUAUCCAUACUCUUACGGUUGAGGCAGCAUCGAUAUGUAAUAUCUGCGGAUAUUGAAAAAAUGUACAGAACCGUAUUCGUUCAUCCUGACGAUCGAAAAUUACAGCUCAUCUUAUGGCGCGAAAAUGAGUCUGAAGUUUUAAAGACGUAUCAGCUCAAUACCGUAACUUAUGGGACGGCUAGCGCACCAUUUUUAGCAUGUCGAUGUCUGAAACAGAUAGGUUUAGACUGCCAAGAUAAACCAUUGUCUGAAAUUAUAAUUAACGAUUUUUAUGUUGAUGAUUUACUGACCGGGGGUGAUGAUUUCGACGAGGUAGUUAGACUUCGGAAAGGUGUCACUGAUGCCUUAGCUGCCGCACGCAUGCAUUUAAGAAAGUGGAAAGCUAACGACCCACGAUUAAUUGACCGUU
Molecule: messenger RNA, 3360 nt
Organism: Leguminivora glycinivorella
Lineage: Eukaryota; Metazoa; Arthropoda; Insecta; Lepidoptera; Tortricidae
Exons: 2
Coding region: 489-1880 (463 amino acids)
Molecular function (GO): nucleic acid binding; zinc ion binding
Source: RefSeq, a predicted model, not a curated record